Molecule: messenger RNA, 896 nt
Organism: Planococcus citri (citrus mealybug)
Lineage: Eukaryota; Metazoa; Arthropoda; Insecta; Hemiptera; Pseudococcidae
Product: cuticle protein 1
Exons: 2
Coding region: 204-620 (138 amino acids)
Molecular function (GO): structural constituent of cuticle
Source: RefSeq, a predicted model, not a curated record
CCAGUUUGAUUUACCAGUAGCAGCCGUUUGAUCUUCCCUUUAUAUAAAAGCUGAGAACUUGGCGAGAGUAUUCAUCACACUUCAACAUCCACACAUUCGGUCAAGUUACCUUAUAUCUAGUCUCUUUAUUUCUUUUUUAUUCGUCUUCGGACACUUAUAUAUUGUGUGUGUUUGUCAUCCAGAUAUCUAGAUCAACCUACACUAUGGCUUUUAAAUUGCUUUUAAUCUGCGCUUUGGCCGCUUACACAUCAGCUCAGUCUUUCCAAUCCAACAAAUACCCAGCCGGAGUACAUCCAAAUUUAUGUCCUCAUUAUCCAUAUUGUGAUAACACUGUUUUGGCUGGAUUUGCCCAAGGCGUAGCAUCGUUCCAUUCGGCAGGAUUAGCAGCUCCAGGAUAUCCAGCUGCCCUUAGCCCUCACGCUUGUCCCAAUUACCCAUACUGUUCUCAUCAAAUUCCUCCAGAAGCCAUUCAUUACCGUAGAAGUACUCCAUAUCAACACCAGCCAUUUGCUGCUGCUUCUCACGUUCCUUAUCCAGUUGUAGCCUCGGUUGGAUCUCCUGCCAAGUAUCCCAGCGGAGUUGAUCCCGCCAGCUGCCCAAAUUAUCCUUAUUGCCAUUAGAAGUUGAUCAUGGAUGAUUAAUUUACUUUCUUAUUUAAAUCCUUUCGAUGAUUCGACGUUGGCCACGAUCGUAUGAAUGAAAAAGAGUGUGGCAAUGAGAGGAAUAUUCAAGUGUAAUUACUUGAAUUUCUUUUCGAUGCAAUAUGAAUGUUGGAAUAGUUCCUUAAAUUAUGAUUUUUUUUUUUUGAUAUUAUUUGUGUUACCUAUUUAUUAUUCGAGAUUAUAAAAAUCAUCUGUAUUGAGACGUGUUUUGUAAUAAAACAUUUGGAUUAAUUA